Molecule: messenger RNA, 4876 nt
Organism: Pectinophora gossypiella (pink bollworm)
Lineage: Eukaryota; Metazoa; Arthropoda; Insecta; Lepidoptera; Gelechiidae
Exons: 2
Coding region: 874-4173 (1099 amino acids)
Biological process (GO): DNA integration
Molecular function (GO): nucleic acid binding
Source: RefSeq, a predicted model, not a curated record
UUUAACAUAUCGAAGGGGUUUUAUUUACCGGAGCGACCAUCGCCUCCAACAUUGGUCCAUACGAGACCGGGAAAAAUCAGUGACUUUGAAGACAAAGAAAGCAGCGCGGCGGCGGGAAAGUGUCGUCAACAUAAAGUCAACGAUAGCAUAUUUCCUACGACGGGUGGCAGCGAUUUACGUCGAAUUAUUAAUGGACGAGCCAUCUAUCGCAACAUAACAGGAUUUUGCGGCGAUUCUAUACAUUCCUCACGACUUCAACUUCAAACGCUUCGCGCCUACGAGGUUUGGCGGCAAAAUUUUCUACUAGCCAUUCUAUCGCUACAUAAUAGGUUGCAGACACAGUGUUAAGAAGAUUAUAUAGAAGAAGGAAGAUUUCUACAUGUUUCACGCUACAUAAUCGUGAGCAUCAUCAUUUUAUUUUAUACAAGCUACACGCAAAAUUUAUCGUGAGCGGCAAUUUUUUAUUUUUUUUAAAGUGACUUCAAUUUUUUCACUUCAAUCCACUUCAAUAUUGACUGGGUAUCAUUGAUCGGUGUCUUCGUCGCACAUAUUUACCGCAAGAGGGCAACAUCUAUACCACUCACUCACUCCGUGUGCCGUGUGCGUGCGGCCUAUAAUACAACGGCGGCACAGCAUUUCAGCCAAUCACGGACGAGCGAGAAAUUUGACGCAGAGCGGCAACCAAUCACAGCAAGGUGACGCAGUGAAGCUCUACCGGCGCGACGAGGAACGAAUCUCCGAACAAUUUUUUGAAUUUUUUACUCAUUCAACCAUUUUAAUUUUUUCGUUAAAUCGUAAUUUCAUUUUUUACAUUUUAUAUUUAUACAAGUUUUAUUCGUUUGUUAUAUACUAUUGUAAUUGUUAUUAACGGCAAUGGCAGACGACGAGCGUUUUCAUCAUUUAAUUGCAGCAAGAGGAUACGUAAAGGGCACGUUGACACGGAUUUUUAAUUUUGUGGCUAGUGAACAAUUCAACAAGGCGACUAUGGACACCUUAAACAUUCGCAAGUCGCGGCUCGAGACUUCGUUCAAGGAGUACGAGCAGUUUAAUGUGGAAAUAAUACAACUUAGUGAUGACGACAAGGAGGAUGUGGAGUCCAUGGAGGACAAGUAUUAUUCGGCCCUUAGUUCCCUGAGCAGCCAACUGUCUUUGCUCUCUGGUACGGCUAUGCGUACCGAGAAGCCUAACACGCCGUCAACGUCGUCUGCCACGGCUGCCAAGAUCAAUCUGCCUCAAAUUCAAAUUAAACCUUUCACUGAUACCUACACGGCACGAGCAUAUCAGAUGGAACGAGACCUGAAGGCUGACCCGUCCCUCAAGGAGUUCCUUGAGUACCUAGAACGACGAGCCAUGGCUCUGGAAACUGCAGACCAGGGUAUGGUAAGGAAGAAACUGGCUGUCAACAUCGCAACCGACUCAGGAGCCUCCGGAUGUCUGAAAUGUAAGUCCACAACCCACAAAUUAUUUAACUGCCCGCAUUUUAAAUGUAUGGCUGUCGCUGACAGAAUAAAGUUUGUUAGGGCUAACAAGUUGUGUGAGAUAUGCUUAAAUUCACACACUAAAAAAUGCAGAUACCAUUUCCGAUGCGCUACAUGCAGGCAAGCGCAUAAUACAUUACUGCACGCUGAGGAAGUGGUCAAUAAAAUACAGUCAUGCAAUUUUUCUUGUGACAAUGCACAUGUGAUCCUUCCCACUUGCCGUGUCAAGGUUGUUGCUAAGGAUGGCACGGAGCACACCAUAAAGGCCUUAUUAGACAGUGGCUCACAGGCUUCGUUUGUUACCAGCAAGCUUGUCAAUAUGCUAGGCAUGACUCCUAAGCGGAAUGCGGCUGAUAUAGUUGGUAUUUCCAAUGCAAAGACCAAAAUAUCCUAUUCCCUUCCGUUGCAUGUCUAUUCAUUGAAGUCUGACUAUUCAACUACGGUCAACUGCCAUGUCAUUGACACAAUCACAUGCAAACUCCCACAAAACAAGAUUGACUUGUCGCGUAUGUUCAUCCCACCUGCCUUACCACUUGCAGAUGAUAACUUUAAUGUGCCUGGGGAAAUUAAUAUGCUUAUGGGUGCGGACAUAUUUUUUCAGGUGAUACUGCCAUCCACGGAGCCAGAGCGCCUCUCAUCGCAGAAUGAGCUGCCCACACCGCGCUUCAUAAACACCAAGUUCGGCUAUGUAGUGGGAGGUAGUGUUGCAGACCAGCAUGCGUCUGAUAAGGUUGUAUCUUUGUAUUGUCAAAGCUGUGAUAACGGUCUUAAUAAUGCUGUAAGUUCAUUUUGGGAAGCUGAAAGUGUACCACAUGUAUACAAUGAAAAAUCUACAGAGCACAGGCUCUGCGAAAGUGUAUUCCUAAACUCUGUGAAGUUGCAGGACAAUCAUAAUUUAGAAAAACGAUUGCAUAAAGAUGAGAGGUCUUUCUCUGAAUAUCAGAGCUUUAAUACUAUUGGUAGCCCUGCCGAUUUAAUAAGCAGAGGCACCCUAAGUGACCCCAGUGAUCUUCCACACUCCAAGGUACGGUGGCACGGCCCAGACUUUCAACGAAACAGUGAGUACUUAGUCAAUGAACAUAUAGACUUACCUGUCAAUUUACCUGAGCUGAAGUCUGCUACACCCGGGUCACCUGUAAACCUACCUGAGGCCCCGACCACCAGCGCCGUGAUCUCCCUGGUCGCGCAAUCGCAGUCGGAGGUAUUUGAUUAUAUUUACAACUAUUCAUCUAUACAAAAAAUGACACGAGUUUUAGCUUAUGUACUGAGAUUCUGUCGCAACAUUAAAUCUAAAAACGAUAAGAAUAAAAAUAAUUAUUUGUCUAGUGCCGAGUUAAAUAAUGCAUUGAGACUGAUUUUGAAACAUGAUCAAUCCCUUCACUUCAAAGGGGAAUUUCACUCUAUAGGAAAUGGUACUUGUUUAAAAGGUAGUUUAAAGCCAUUGCAUCCGUUUGUAGAUGAAGAGGGUUUAUUAAGAGUAGGGGGCAGGCUUGACCAUGCUAAUCUUACCUAUGUUAGGAAACACCCUUUGAUAUUAGCUAAAAAUUCUCAUGUUACACAACUUAUUAUUCUGAAUGAGCAUUAUAGGCUGCUUCAUGCAGGACCUAAGCUUUUGUUAUCUAGCUUAAACGAAAGAUACUGGAUAAUUAAUGGUAUACGAGAGAUUAAAAAAGUCACUCACAAAUGUAUUAUGUGUUUCAGACUGAAAGCGGCGGCUGCAAAACAGUUAAUGGGUUCAUUACCUGCGGACCGUGUCACCCCUUCGCGUCCCUUCGAGAAGGUUGGAAUAGACUUCGCUGGGCCCGUCAAUGUUAAGCUUUCGCGUAUACGAAAGUCAGUAGUAGGUAAAGGCUAUAUUUGUGUUUUCGUCUGCUUUUCAACAAAGGCAAUUCAUCUUGAGUUGGCCUCAGACUUGACCACCGAUACCUUUCUCGCUUGUUUCAAACGACUAAUAUCGCGACGCGGUUUGCCCACCGAUGUUUAUUGUGACAACGCAGCGACGUUUAAGGGCGCAGACAACCAAUUAGCUGAUUUGCACAAGCUGCUCGCGUCUCGAGACCAUCAAACACAGGUGCAAGAUUAUUCAGCUACUAGAGGAGUGCGAUUUAACUUCAUUCCAUGCUACUCACCGGUGUUUGGUGGCCUCUGGGAGGCCGCAGUCAAAAGUACAAAGUACCAUUUAAAACGUAUUGUACACAACACUCUGCUAACUUAUGAGCAGCUUCAAACUGUUUUGUGUGAGAUCGAAGCCGUACUAAAUUCGAGGCCUUUAGUUCCCAUGUCAACUUCAGACAUCGAUGACUUUUCAUACCUCACGCCGGGACAUUUUCUCAUUGGGGUGGCUCCGACCUCAUAUCCAGAACAAAAUGUGUCAGAUGUACCUAACAAUAGGUUAAGGUUUUGGGACCAUUGUAUAAAGCUAAAACAAAUGUUUUGGAAAGUAUGGUACAAACAUUAUCUUACCGUGUUACAAACUCGUCCUAAAUGGCGAGAUGAUGUACCAAAUAUUGAUGUAGGUUCUCUAGUGAUACUUAGGGAACAAGACACCCCACCAUUGUCAUGGCCCAUGGCCCGGGUAACCAAAGUUUUCCCUGGAGCUGACCAGAAAGUUAGGGCUUUAGAAGUAAAGACGCCUAAUGGCAAAACUCACAUUAGGUCUGUGACGAAGGUGAGCGUCUUGCCUAUAGAUAAGUAAAUAUAUUUAGAAUAAGAUUAAAGGUUAUUUUAUUUUAUAUGUGCUUAUGUAUUUACUUACCUGAAGAUUGUUAUGUUUUACUUACAUACCUAUUAUAGGAUAUUUUUAUAUAGAAUAAGUUACAUAAAAUUAUUAUUUUAAUGUUUUCAUUUUGCAAACAGUUUUCUUACAAAUAUUGUUAUGAGAUGUAAUGUUUUUCUCUUUUAAUAAUAACAAUUCUUAAAACUGUUGUACAUCUAUACUCUGGUUGAUAGUUUUUUCUUUAACUUAUAUAAAGGCAUUGUAUCAGAUGUAAAAGGUUACUAUUUGUACUUAUGUGUCUAAAGUUUUCACUAGAUUGUUUUUCACUUAACUUAAAAGAAUGUUAUUCAUGUGCUUCAUAGAAUACUUUAAAAAGAAUGUUUUACAUUGAAUUGAUUAGCUUCACUUCAGUAGUAUGUCCUUAAUAGUUUUGAUAUUCUACUCUAUAAGUUGUGCUUUAAAAGGUUAAUUACUUCAAUUUAAAAAUAAGUCAUAUUCUGUGAGGCCGCAGCAUGUUGGCAACAUCAAGGUCUAUAUUAUUUUUACUGUAAUAUUUUGUCCUAUGGCAAUAUUACGGGACUUUACGCCACGGACUUUGCCGACGAGGCACGUUUUCUUGUAUCUUUUAACUUUAUGUAAAUAUUUCCUAGUUCUUAAUUCUAAUACAGUCCACUUUAACAUC